GUAUCAGAGAUCUUCGUGACGGCUAGAAAAUAGGUUACCCGUCUUCUCCGAAGUCGUAUUUCAGGCACACGCCUGCUUUUCAGAGCCACCAGAUCCGUCGCCGGCGACGAAUUGGCUAUUUCUGGAGGUUCUAUUCUAUCCUAUUCUCCCACCCUUCCUUUCUCCUUGCUAGUUCUUGCUGCUACCCGAAACCGUUGAGGAAGAUAAUUUAUUUAGAUGGCUGCCAGAAGAGGCAUUAACCAGCUUUUGAGCAUGAAAUUACAUUUUAAGUCAUCAAUUCCAUGGAUGUCAUCGUUUCUGGGGAAGCAGAAUCCAGAGUUUGCUGGAUCUGCCGGUAUGUCAUCUCUUAGAGGAUUAGCACUACUUGGGGUUAGUGUUUCUGGAGUUUUAAGCUUUGCUACCAUAGCUUCUGCUGAUGAUGAAGCAGAGCAUGGUCUGGCUUGCCCCAGCUAUCCUUGGCCGCACAAAGGCAUCCUUAGCUCUUAUGAUCAUGCAUCAAUCCGCCGCGGUCAUCAAGUCUAUCAACAAGUCUGUGCUUCUUGCCAUUCAAUGUCUCUGAUUUCUUAUCGAGAUCUUGUUGGUGUGGCAUAUACUGAAGAUGAAGUAAAGGCGAUGGCAGCGGAGAUUGAGGUGGUUGAUGGUCCUAAUGAUGAAGGCGAGAUGUUUACUCGUCCUGGAAAACUAAGUGAUCGCUUUCCUAAACCAUAUGAUAAUGAACAAGCAGCACGAUUUGCCAAUGGUGGAGCAUAUCCUCCAGACUUAAGCUUGAUAACUAAGGCCCGACAUAAUGGACAAAACUAUGUUUUUGCUCUUCUUACUGGGUACCGCGAUCCCCCUGCUGGUAUUUCGAUCCGAGAUGGUUUGCACUAUAAUCCAUACUUCCCUGGUGGUGCUAUAGCUAUGCCUCAAAUGCUUAUUGAUGGUGCUGUUGAGUAUGAAGAUGGCACUCCUGCCACCGAAGCCCAGAUGGGGAAGGAUGUUGUCGCAUUCCUUUCAUGGGCGGCUGAACCAGAGAUGGAAGAGCGCAAAUUGAUGGGAUUCAAAUGGAUCUUCGUGUUGUCUCUUGCUCUGCUCCAAGCCGCAUACUAUCGGCGCCUGAAGUGGUCUAUUUUCAAGUCACGCAAGCUGGUUCUCGAUGUCGUCAACUGAACUGAUCAUUCUCAGGAAAUAAUUUUGUGCAGACUAGCUCAAUAAACAACUUUGGGUUUAUGUAAUUGCCAAAGGGAUUUUUCUUGAGCCCAAUUCUUUUCUCCCAUUUUGCAAGGAAACAAAAUAAUCCUUACAAAAAUACUUGUUGUUGUUGAUGGUACCGUACAACUUUUUCCUUUUUUUUGGGUCUUUUUUUUUUUUCAAGUGGAGAUAGAUGCAUUAUCAUGAGACAACGUUUGUUUU
This is a messenger RNA of Phalaenopsis equestris, 1392 nucleotides long. Its product is annotated as cytochrome c1-2, heme protein, mitochondrial. NCBI's taxonomy places the organism in Eukaryota, Viridiplantae, Streptophyta, Magnoliopsida, Asparagales, Orchidaceae. Gene Ontology annotation, biological process: mitochondrial electron transport, ubiquinol to cytochrome c. Bases 217 to 1149 code for a protein of 310 amino acids. Gene Ontology annotation, molecular function: heme binding; electron transfer activity. The record is from RefSeq and is a predicted model, not a curated record. The transcript has 8 exons.